This is a messenger RNA of Parnassius apollo (apollo), 357 nucleotides long. Lineage: Eukaryota; Metazoa; Arthropoda; Insecta; Lepidoptera; Papilionidae. The record is from the annotation of a GenBank genome assembly.
AUGUCUGGUUUUUUAAAUUUAAAUCAAAUUGCGCAACUUUUGGAAGACGAAGAUAAAGAAUCUGAUUCAGAAAUCGUCCAAAACACCAUAACAACAAUCUGUGACGAUGAAGACAUUAGUGAUUGUGAGGAAGCGGAGGUAGUUAGCUGUUCUGAAGAAAGUACAUUAGGUACAGAUUUGGAUUCUUUAAGUUCAAGCAGUGAGGAAGAAGAAGAAACUAUACGAACUCCUGGUUUUUAUAGGGGUAAAAAUAGAUACAAGUGGUCUAAAAAUCCACCUAGCUCGUCCCGGAUAAGACAACACAAUAUCAUCACACAGCGUCCGGGCCAGGAGAAGCGCGUGAGAAAAUUAAUAUGA